AAUCUUCCUGAUGGAGUGUAACUAUAUAGGUGCUGGAGCUAUACUGGCUGUUACGAGGGUAUAUAAGGCUUGCAAGGACCGCGGCGCGCCGUAGUGUGAACGUGGCAGCGUUACUAACCCACGGUCCGCUGCGCGAAUAAACGAUCGCACGAAAGCAAUCAAAUCAAUUACCUACUUUAUUUUUGUUGCAAAUUACCGAGGUGAAGGCUGUGUUUUUGUUUGCAAUCUUGUUUUUGUGAGGAAUUACACUAGAAGCCAUGGAGGCGGGUGAUUUCAAAGAUUUCGCUAAGGCGAUGACUGACUACAUCGCCGAAUACUUGGAGAACAUAAGGGACAGGCAAGUGGUGCCAUCAGUGAAGCCCGGCUACCUGCGGCCGCUCGUCCCUGAACAGGCCCCCGAGCAACCUGAGCCGUGGACUGCCGUGAUGGCCGACAUCGAGCGCGUCGUCAUGACCGGCGUCACCCACUGGCACUCGCCGCGCUUCCACGCCUACUUCCCUACUGCGAACUCCUACCCCGCCAUUGUGGCUGAUAUGCUGAGUGGCGCUAUCGCCUGCAUCGGAUUUACUUGGAUUGCUAGUCCCGCAUGCACCGAGCUAGAAGUAGUCAUGUUAGACUGGCUGGGCCAGAUGUUGGGUCUGCCGGAGGAGUUUUUGGCGCGCUCGGGCGGUGAGGGCGGCGGCGUGAUCCAGGGAACUGCCAGCGAGGCUACCCUCGUGGCUCUCCUUGGGGCCAAGUCCAGAGUCAUGCAUAGAGUUCGCGAGCAACAUCCAGACUGGACCGACUCGGAUAUACUUUCCAAGCUUGUUGGAUAUUGCAAUAAGCAAGCGCACUCAUCGGUGGAGCGCGCCGGGCUCCUCGGCGGAGUGAAGUUGCGCUGCCUGCAGCCGGACGGCAAGCGGCGGCUCCGCGCCGACAUCCUCCGCGACGCCAUCAGGGAAGAUAAGGCAAAAGGACUUAUACCCUUCUACGUUGUGGCAACCCUUGGCACGACGUCAUCUUGCACCUUCGAUGCGCUUGAUGAGAUCGGUGACGUUUGUGCGGAGGACGAGAACCUGUGGCUCCACGUCGACGCUGCCUACGCCGGAUCUGCGUUCAUCUGCCCCGAAUACCGUUACCUGAUGAAGGGUAUCGAGAAGGCCGACUCUUUCAACUUCAAUCCUCACAAAUGGAUGUUGGUUAACUUCGACUGCUCAGCUAUGUGGCUCAAGCAGCCGCGCUGGAUCGUCGACGCAUUCAACGUGGAUCCUCUGUACCUGAAACAUGACCAGCAGGGCUCCGCCCCCGACUACCGCCACUGGCAAAUUCCCUUGGGCCGACGAUUCAGAGCCCUCAAGCUCUGGUUCGUUUUGAGACUAUACGGAGUCGAAAACCUUCAAAAGCACAUUAGGAAACACAUCGCGUUAGCACAUCUUUUCGAAAAGCUGUGCUUGGAAGACGAGAGAUUUGAGAUAUUCGAAGAGGUGACGAUGGGGUUGGUUUGUUUCAAAAUAAAGGAGAGUAAUGAGGUUAACGAGGAGCUGCUGAGAACGAUUAACGGGCGAGGCAGAAUUCACCUCGUGCCGUCAAAGAUCGAUGAUGUGUACUUCCUGAGGCUCGCAGUCUGCUCGCGCUUCACCGAGGAGAAGGACAUCCAGGAGUCGUGGAAGGAAGUGAAGGCUUCAGCCGAUGAAGUCCUUAAGAAACUUAAAAAGUAGACAAACGACAUCGCACAAAUGUUUAAGUCAUAUGUUGAGCAGUUACCCGAUCAAGCCCUAAAUAGUUAAAUACCAAGUAUAUGUUAUAUCAAUAGUGUAAGUUCUUGUAAAACAUGGUGUUCCACCGAGCAGCCACUUGGUUUCUAUUUAAAUAUAAUUACUUACAGAGUAGUUUAAGCACUGAGAAAUCUAAAUUAAUUUCUUUUGGACACAGCUUUUACUGGUCAUGAUCACGGAUAACUGAAUACUCUAGGAAAUGUCAAAACAGAUAUUUAGAUGGUACCUUUCUUUAACUACCCGACGAAUAUCUACGAAAAAGUUGGGGGUAGGUAUCACGAAUUAAAACCCCAGCACUUAUAAUUCAAAGGUACUUAAACAAAAUAUUCGCGAGGUUACCGUUAUACAUAUUGUGAGUAUAAAGCAGUAUUUUUGUAUUAAAUAAUCAUACAUUUAGUUAUAUUUCUUCGAAAUAAUAUUAUUAUAUAUCCAGUGGGACCAUCAACAAGGGAUGAGUAUAUUUUUUUAACUUUAAGGUAAACUCACAAAAUUAAGGCGAAAACUUUUUCUCAAAAACUUAAUUUUUGGCAUACGGGACCAUCUAGGUACCAUAUCAACAUACCUACAUACUUGUUUCUAAACCUAUUAGGCAUCCCAGGUAGCAAAGUGACGUCCGCGUCGUCAUAAUGACGUCAUAGUCACGACAUCAUAAUGACGUGUAAAUGCUAUGAAUGCUGGGGUAAGUUCUGAGGGCCUAGCCAAGAUGCCAAACGUUUACACCGUAGCGAACGAAACGGUAAUCUCUCUCUAUAACUCUUCCAUAUUAGUGCGACAGAGAGACAUUGGCGUUUCGUUCGAUGCGGCCCGACGUACCCCAUAGAGCUAAACAACCGUUUUAAAAGUACAAAGGUCCUACAUGGACUACAGGCACUAACUAAAGGCACUUCAUGUGGGUGCACUUUCCUUGCGUGACUGAGAAGUGCGCUACUGUACCUUCCUUCCUUUCCUGUUACCUGUUCCUGUACAUAACUGCAUAAGAGAUGUUACCUAUUUGUGAAUAAUAUUUAUACACAAUAAUUUACUAUAACUUCUAGAUGUUUUAAUGUACCUAUUUAAUUAAAUGCUAUUUGACUUGGUGGCAAAUAUACUGUUAUUACAUUACAUUAGUAUUUAGUAAUUAAGGUACCUAUAUAGUACAUGUUAUAUAACUGUGUAUGUGACCUAAAUGAUAUAGUGUGUGUAAUGUGUGUAUUGAACAUACCUUGUACCUCUACCUAUUGUAGGAAAUUUAAAUUAUAGCUGUUCCGAUUUUACGAAGAAAUUAAAUAUAUAUUUAAACUUAUUAAGACAAUAAUUCAAAUGAUGAUAAUAAUAAAGUUGUAGAAGCUUAGUUUUCAAAACUUGCCUUGGACGAGAUCUCUUGCCACGAUUGUAUUUGAGGCGUUGUAACUGUUUUAAGUUUUAAGUUAAUUUCGAGACGUAGUGUGAACGAUUUUUUCUGUUUUAUUUAUUUAACACACUUUAAACAUAGGUAGGUACUUAAUUUAUUAGGAUGACUUGUCUACUUGUUACCUAUUUAACUGUACAAUGAAGGUCGUAGACGAAGGCAUAUUUAUGAAAGUAAUCGAAUCUAAGUGAACAUGUUAUCUGGCCAAUAGUUAAGAAUAUAAGUAGUUAUUUAUUUUAUAAAAUAAAUAUUGAUUAUCAGAAUAUACGAGUUAUAUCA
Cydia strobilella is the source of this 3420-nucleotide messenger RNA. RefSeq names its product aromatic-L-amino-acid decarboxylase. Gene Ontology annotation, biological process: catecholamine metabolic process; amino acid metabolic process; serotonin biosynthetic process. Lineage: Eukaryota; Metazoa; Arthropoda; Insecta; Lepidoptera; Tortricidae. The coding region runs from base 258 to 1697 and encodes 479 amino acids. Gene Ontology annotation, cellular component: cytoplasm. The transcript is spliced from 6 exons. Gene Ontology annotation, molecular function: pyridoxal phosphate binding; aromatic-L-amino-acid decarboxylase activity. The record is from RefSeq and is a predicted model, not a curated record.